AAGAAGAAGACAAACCUCCCGUUUCACUUAUUUAUUUAAGUUUUAUAUCCUCCUUUGUCUUAAAUAUUAUUUUAAUAAGAUUUAUUGCCCGGGACUCUUUUGAAACGCUAAAAUGUUACAGGGAGUUAUUUUAUUCACGCCGAAGUUUGUAAACAUCAAAUCUCGCGAGAGUUCCAGUCCUCGUCCUGUUAGCUUCCUAGCAUGCUAACUCCUCGAUGUUUGUUUACUUUGGAAAACGUGAAGUUUCAGGAUCUAAAGGUAGCCAAUGGAGCGACGCUAACACUGGAGAGACGUGGUCUCUCCUGCUGAUUCCUGCCAGUGGUUCCAGGUUAAUCAGGUGUUCUGGUUUCAGGGCCGUAACCAGCAGAUCCAGGUGAUGGAGACGGGGGCGGAGCCUCCGGUCCUCUGACCCCUGACCCCUGAGCCUGCAUGGAGGAUGUGGUUCUGCACUACCGGUCUGGACCAGCAGGGGUCUCUCUGGUCCAGCAGCUGUUAGAACCGUUCCCCCUCCGGCCCCCCCCGGCCUUCCGGCCCUGGUUCCCCCCCAGGAACCGUCUCCCCCUGAGACCGGCCAGACCGGCCCCCGCCGUCGCCCCAGAACCAGAACCAGGAACCCCAGAGUUCUGGGUCCCCGAGACCCCAGACCUGGUCCCGGAGACCCGGGAGGGGGACCGGGUCCAGGACCAGGACCCCCCUCCCCGCCGGUCCUGGUCCGUCUCCGUCCAGCGGGGACUCCCGGGACCGGCGUCUCCGUCUCCGUCCCGGAGCUUCGGCCGCGUGAUGUCACUGCACAAGCUCCUCCCCCUCCAGAGGGCCCGCUGGACCAUCAGGGACCAGAACUGCAGGGACCUGGAGAAGGUCUGGCGCUGUCUGAGCCGCUGCGUCCGCGGCGCUAGGCUACCCACCUGCAACGCUAACAUCCAGCGGCCGCUAGCGGAGAUCUGGGUCUUCUGUGACGUCGUCUACGCCGAGCAGGUGGGACGCUUCCUGAAGGAGGAGCUGCGGCUGCGCGGGGGGAUCGAGCUGUCGGUGCAGCGGCGCGGUAGCGUCUUUAGCAUGUAGCGGCACGGGAGCGUCUUCAGCAUGUAGGGAAUCAAGCUGUCGGUGCAGCGGCGGGGGAGCGUCUUUAGCAUGUAGCGGCGCGGGAGCGUCUUCAGCAUGAAGGCGGAGCCUCAGACGCCGCCGUUGCCGGGACAACACAAGCCGCCAGCAGCAUCAAAGGAGGAGAAGAAGAGCGUUCUGGUUGGCUAACUGUGACGCAGCACGGCGCUAGCUGCUAUGGCGCAGCACGGCGCUAGCUGCUCUAGCGCGGCGCUAGCUGCUCUAGCACGGCGCUAGCUGCUCUAGCGCGGCGCUAGCUGCUAUUUAAAUAGUUUGUACAGGACUUGGUGAGAACUGGACUGAACUUGUCUUUUUUUACUAUGUGUACAUGUGUAUAUAUUGCUGUAAAAGGAAUUACCCCAUUGGGGACAAAUAAAGUUAUUAUUGAUUGAU
Cololabis saira (Pacific saury) is the source of this 1494-nucleotide messenger RNA. RefSeq lists its product as uncharacterized. Gene Ontology annotation, biological process: positive regulation of isotype switching; positive regulation of double-strand break repair via nonhomologous end joining; negative regulation of double-strand break repair via homologous recombination. The coding region runs from base 430 to 1062 and encodes 210 amino acids. The record is from RefSeq and is a predicted model, not a curated record. NCBI's taxonomy places the organism in Eukaryota, Metazoa, Chordata, Actinopteri, Beloniformes, Belonidae. The transcript is spliced from 3 exons.